AUAUGACACGGUGACAAGCCAAGAAAGGAAGCGAGCUCUCCACUCAAGACUCCAGUGAAUGCAGUGCAGUAAAGGAGUAUCAUCGACUAGCUCGUCCGCCGCUGGCCUCCCCUCCCCUCCCUCGCCCCGUUCCUCCAGUUCCCCUCCCCUUCCUUAGCGUAGGCACGCGCGCAGCUUGGCGCGGCGGCCGACGGCCGACGGCCAGCGCGCAAGGCCGGAAGGGCAGGAGCCUCCAUACAUUCGUUGUGCAUAGUGUUGCUUUGGAAUAGAUACUCUGUUCACUGGACCAGAAGGUGGUGGAACUUCUUUCUUGGAUCCGUUAAAGCAAUGGGAUUGUCAAGUAACUGUGCUAAGACAAUCAAGAUCCAGCAGUGUGUGAAAUUGCCUGAUUCCAAAUAUCUUCACAUCAACGAUGAGCUCGCUGGGUGCUUUGGUACCGAAGAUCAUGGCGACGGGCGGACGGCCCUCGUUCUCAGUCCGUUCGGCAAGAAUGUCUGGCCUGUCAAGGUCGACCGAGACGCCAAAGGGGCAUUCCUGGGUGAUGGGUGGCCACAGUUUGUUGCCGCGCACGGUAUCGGCGUUGGCUGGUACUUGGUGAUCCGGCAUGAAGGGUGCGGCGUGCUCACUCUAAAGGCGUUCGACGCCAGCUUUGUCAUUAAAGAGUUCGGCCUGACUAUCACUGUUUUGAGCCCAGCCGAGAUUGAGAACGCCUUUGCUCGUAAGCCACAGUUCAUCGUGCCACUCCAGAGAAGUUUCAUGGAAAAGAUGCCUAUUCCUCCCGAGUUUCUGCAACGAGGAUACAUCUCGGAAGAAGACCUGAACAGACCGAGACCGAUCGCCACUUUUUUAACAUCCUGGCAUAUCGAGCUCAAGAAGGAUGGCCCGAAUGUCUUCUUCACUGGUUCUGAAUGGCCAAAGUUUCUGGCCUACUUUGAAAUUGCUGAAACUGAUGUCCUGCUGAUCAAGUAUCAGGGGUGCAUGAACUUCUCAUUCGAGACCUUCCAAAAUGGGAAUAAUGAGCACAUCGAGGAAAAAACAAGCUCGUCUCAGCAAAGCGAGCAAUCACCUGCAGCACAAUGCCAAGAGGAAGAACAUGUUUCCACUCGGAGAAGGACACAAAACAAUGGCAAAACACCUGGAGCACAAAGCCAAGAGGAAGAACAUGUUUGCAGCCGGAAAAGGAAACAAAGCGAAGUCAAAAGCAUGCUAGACGGAUCCACAACUUCACAGCACCGAAAGAAGGCUCUCUGCGAGCUUGGGUCGACGGGGUCGCAGGCUUGGUUAAGGAAGGAGAUCAACGAACUCGCGCUUAAAAGAUAUCUUCAUUUUCCAGCGCGCUUUGGAUUCCUGGAGCGUUGCAAGAUCACGCUCAAGUCCGUGGAGAGGAACAAGUCUUGGGAGGUGGAAGGUGUCAACUACCAUCCAGGCACCAGCAGGUCCUAUAAUUGUCUUACGAGAGGCUGGAAGGCCUUCUGUAAGGAGAACGAGCUCAAGGCAGGAGACAUCUGCACCUUCAAAGUCGUCAACAGCACGCUGUGGCAUGUUGUCAUCGACCACUGCUAGAAAUACGGUUCAUAGAUGAUCAUGGCUGAUGGCGGACCUGCUGGUUUUGCAAACCUAAGUAGUAUCAUGAUGAAUAUUGUGGUGACAUGAUAAUCCACAGCUGGUGUUGGUUUCUGGCUUUUGGACAUGAUAACCUGCUAGGAGUUUGUGUUCCAUGACUUGUGAUUAGGUGGUUGGCUUGUCAAGGCAUGAUAUUUAACCUGCUAGGAGUUGGUUUUAUCGCUGUAAUGCAGCAGUGCGCUAUAUUUAUUGUUUAGCCUCAGUGCUCCUAUUAGUCUAUUAUUACUCAUUCA
Molecule: messenger RNA, 1856 nt
Organism: Triticum urartu
Lineage: Eukaryota; Viridiplantae; Streptophyta; Magnoliopsida; Poales; Poaceae
Source: RefSeq, a predicted model, not a curated record